Messenger RNA from Esox lucius (northern pike), 981 nucleotides. RefSeq names its product olfactory receptor 1-like. The coding region runs from base 1 to 981 and encodes 326 amino acids. Lineage: Eukaryota; Metazoa; Chordata; Actinopteri; Esociformes; Esocidae. Gene Ontology annotation, molecular function: G protein-coupled receptor activity; olfactory receptor activity. Gene Ontology annotation, biological process: G protein-coupled receptor signaling pathway. Gene Ontology annotation, cellular component: membrane. The record is from RefSeq and is a predicted model, not a curated record. The transcript is spliced from 6 exons.
AUGUUACCGGGGAACUACACACGUGUGUCAGAGUUUGUGAUCGUGGGUUUCCCGGGGCUCCACCCAUCCUACUUCCAGCUGAUGGGGGGGUUCUUCUUCUGCAUCUAUGUCACCACAAUUUCGGGGAACUUCCUGCUGGUUGGACUGUUUGUCCUGGAGAGGAGCCUGCAGAAACCCAUGUACAUUAUCAUGCUCAGCCUUUCCCUGUCUGAUAUUGGGUUCAGCACAGUAGCCCUUCCCAAAGCUGUAACUCGGUACUGGUGGAAUGACGGUGGCAUCUCCUUGUACAUGUGUCUGUUCCAGAAACAUAUGAUCCACUACUUUGGCAACUUGAAUUCUCUCAUCUUUAUGACCAUGGCUAUGGACCGGUACCUGGCUAUCUGUCACCCUCUCAGGUAUCCCAAGUGGAUGAACAACAGGACCAUGUUGAUUCUAACAGUCUUCUCCUGGGUCUCUGCCAUGAUAACUCCUGGCAUCACCACAAUCCAAUCGGCCCAGUUGCCGUACUGUGGUCCCAACCAGAUUAUCCACUGCUACUGUGACACAAACUCACUCAACAAGCUGUCCUGUGCCGACAUCUCCUCGCAAAGUGCUGUUUCUUUCUCCCUGGCCAUGUUUGUCCUCCUUGUCCCCUUCUCCUUCAUCAUCUUCUCCUACGUCAACAUUGUGGUGGUGGUUCUCAGGAUGGUCAGUGUGCAGAGUCGAUGGAAGACUUUCUCCACCUGUAGUUCCCAGCUGGUCAUUAUCUGUUUGUACUAUAUUCCCCGGUGUGGCGUCUACAUCAGCAACCUCAUCAAGUUUACCGUCAGCCAGGACUUUGUUAUCGGCCUGACAAUGCUUUACAGCCUGCUGCCCCCACUCCUCAACCCCUUCAUUUACUGCCUACGCACCAAGGAGAUCAAGGCUUCCUUGGUCAAGUGGGCCUGCCGUAGACAGUCCAACACACACCCAAAACCAUCCUUUCACCCCAUAGCCAGAUAA